AUGGCCAAUGAUCCCAAGACCUUAGACAUUCGUGAACCUCAAGUGAUUCGUCAUUAUCCACAGGAUGCUGGUGGUUUCUAUUGGCAUCAUAGGGUGUUACUUGAAAAGACUGGUCCCGGGCAAUGGAUAGCGUUGACUCCUGAUGGUGAUUUGGAGCGUAUCGAUCUUACAGUUGUUCCUCACAUCACUCUGGAUCGUAACAGCGAUUUCCCGGAUGCCCAGUCCCCGUAUGUAUACGCCUUUGAUGAAAUUCCUCGGGCCCAGCUUGACCAUCACAAACGCAGGGCCAAGACCAUGAGUAAUUUGUUCAAUGAUGCCACUGUGGAAGAGAUAGAGAGUUUCGAAUGGCUUGUUGCUGAUGUCACACGUGAUGAUUUUGGGGAAAGCUUCAGAGCCGAAGACAUGGUUGAUGCUGUGUACAUUCAUGAUUCAGCAUUGGUUGAGUAUGAGGGCGAAGUGGUCCAUGCAGUCCGUGUUCCCACUUCCAAGAGAUCGGAGUGGAUUCAGCAGAGAGAGAAAACCAAAGGUGACUCUCGGCUUUUGGGAGAUCACCGUGAUGCACAGGGUCGUAGGUAUCUUUCCUUUCAGGCUGCGCUCGAUCUCAUGACCUCGGUUGAGUUUUCCGAUUGGCCCAUCACCGGGCCCAGAGCAACAACUGAGUUUCUCCGUAGCAUCCGUGAGGGAACCUCUGACCUGGUGACAUAUCACUUGCAGUGGGCCCGCAACAGUGGAGUGUCCUCCUAUGCCGCAUGUCUUCACGAACACCGAUGUUUGUGUGAUUACCUUCGGCACUUGAUUACAGUUGACCAAGUCGAUGUGUCAAAUUUGUUGGGUGCCGAGAUGAUAUGCCGUCGUCUCAUCACAAUUGAGACUGCCGUUGCUAGGAAUCCCCAGAUGCCUGAUUUUAGUGGUUUGGAAUUGGUGAUGGAAGAUAGCAUUGGCCAGACAGGUGAGGCCAAAACCACCAACUUCACUGCUUGGAUCAGCUCAAAGCUGAAAGAAAAGGCACAGGUCCAGAAGCAGGCCAGGCUCUAUAAGGAGGAGUUUGGGAGAGGCCGUGGAUCGACCGGAAGUGGUGAUGCUGAACAGAAAGGUCGUGGCCGUGGUCGCGGGAAAGCCAAAGGAAAGUCGCCCUUUGCCUUGCUCUUCUUUGUCACUGCCCUUGUGGCAUAUUGGGUCGGGGGACUGGACUUGGGUUGCUUACAGAUGACUUUUGGCAUUCAGUGCAUGAGGCAUUUUGGCGAAACACUGGAACAGGAGAGGCGGCAUGGUUUUGUUUUUCCGAUUCCGGGUGGCGCCAUUGCGGAACAGCCCACGCUGGUACGUGAUUCCCUCUUUGGUUUGAACAAACUGGCAGGUGUAAAAUUCAAUGAUGCAAGUCAGCUAUUUCAUCGUCCCUUGACUGCUGUUCAGAGUGUGGCUGUUGACAAUGCAGGUGCAGCGGUCGCCGAAGCAGGGGAAUGUCCUAGUUUGUGUGGGCGUGAUGCCUUAAAGGACAUGAGGAAAUCCCACCCCACAUAUGGGGAGCCCAGCACUCUCGCACCUUUUGAAGCGGCGAAGCUGAAGAUUCUUUUUUCUUUAGGUCGGCCGAAACCCAUCGAGACGCUGUUGCCUCCACAUGUGAUUCCACUUCUCAACAGGUGGAAAACUCACAUUGAGCUUUCAGCCGAAGAGGUUCGAUCUAAGUUGGAUGCAUCGCCUGAGUGUUGCCCUAAGAGACCUUAUUGGGAUCCUAUUCUGCAGAAGUCCAGAGAUGUCCGAACCAAGUUGAUUGUUGACCUGUGGAAGGUUGGAGUUGUGACGUUUCGAACAUCUAUCAAAUCAUCCAUCGGCUUGUUUUUUGUGAAGAAGAAAACGCCAGAGUGGAUUCGCAUGGUAGUUGACUGUCGGAUUAGCAAUGUGCAUCAUAGACAGCCACCGGUCACCCGACUCGGCAGUCCUUCGUGUUUCGGCGAUCUUGAGAUGAGUCCCGAAGUGUUGAAGGCCAGACUUGGCCGCGACUGCAAUCAAGUUGGAUGGGGGGCCGAGUUGGAUGUAGCCGACUGCUUCUAUCAGUUUGAGAUGAAACAGCUUGCCAAGUGGUUCGGCAUUGAUGAUCCCCGCAAAACUGCAGAUUGGGCAAAGGCAGGUGUUGACAUCACUGAAGUUUACGAUGAAGACCUGGAGACCAUGGUUCUGCUAAACGAUGAUACAGUGGUAUACCCUGUGAUUGGUGCAAUGCCCAUGGGAUGGACGUGGGCUCUCUUCUUUGCUAACGAAACGGUCGCCGCGAUAGCCCGUGCGACUGCACCUGAGCGACCACUGGAGUGCCGUGAGAAGCUGCCAACGCCACAACUUUGGGAAGGUGAGACCAUUACCUCCACCUAUGUUGAUAAUGUCGCAGUUUUCGGUGCCCACAAGGUUGAUGUGAUCGCUCGCAUGGAUUCCCUCACCAAAGCAUUUGCAAACCAUGACAUACCAGUUGUUAAGAUCCAGGAAGUGGCUCGUGUCCGUGAGAAAUGGAGGUUCAUCCCAAUGCCUGAUGACUUCAAAUCUGCCAUUGAGUUUUUUAACAGGCGUGAGGAUGUUGAGGUCCCGGCAUUGGUGGAACCAAUUCCUUCUGAUAUGGUGAGCGAAGGUUCAUACAAGUUGCUUUGGAUGCGCAAAUGGCGGAAUCCCGAUGAACACAUCAAUAUCAAGGAAGGUCCCUUCGUGCAGCUGGGCCCCAAUGAAGUAUUGCUCUUGGAGCUCACUACGCCCGGCACCCCGAACUGGACCCAAACUCCACAGCGGCUGGAUGGGCUGCUGCGAAUGGCUGGUGGUGGCUUUGCCAUGGCCAUGGCCCGGCCCCGUCGUUUGGGUUCGGACGGUGGAUGGCGAGGUGUUUGGAUGACACCCGAUAGCCAGCUCUACAGCUGCAACCGUUCAGUGACGCGGGGGCACCUGUUGAUGGAGGACUUUCAGAGAUAUCUUGAUGGACAGGUUUCCUGGCCAUUCCUGGGCAAACAAGCCUAUGGGCGUGCCUUGCCUGGCGAGGUGCCGCAGGUGGACUUGAGCCAAUCAGAGGCCUUCAUUAUCCUGUCUCAGCGCGGGGCCUCCGAGUUUGGAUCUGUCGGCGCUCUACGUGGCGCUGAGGGCCUUGGCUUGGAAGAUGCGGAGCCGGGCGCGCGCCGUGCGGGCCCAGGGAUGUGGCGGAGGUAUGGUCGUCGCCGAUUGAAGGCGUCGGUGUGGAUCGACGCCAUGGCCUCCAGCGGCGCCUUCGAGAUGCGAGUGCCGACGGCGAAACUGAAGCGCUCCUCCUGCCCAGUGGUGCCGCACACGUUCCAGUCCGCUCUGACAGAGGAUGACUUCGGCCUCAGUUUCAAGAGCCGCCUCCAUCCCACGCAGAGCAUGGAUGAGGUGCAGGCACAGAUCGACUACAUGUGGGUGCAGCGUUUGGAGUUUCCAGUCUUGGAACCUUGGAGAUCAACCGUUCUUGUUGGUUUCGUCUUGAAGGAGACAGAGUUGGCAGAACAGACGACAUGGGCGAUCUUGCCGGGCAUCACCUUCGCACAGGGCGAGAACGAGCAGCACAUCAGGCUUGACUUCUUCGACGGACAGAGGCUGGCCUGGACGGUAGACCAUCUCCAACUGUUGGGCCUUCGUGGGGAAUCUUCAGGGAGUGAGAAGGCCUCAUGGGAAGUGAGAAAACCCUUCAGAGGUUGA
Molecule: messenger RNA, 3684 nt
Organism: Durusdinium trenchii
Lineage: Eukaryota; Dinophyceae; Suessiales; Symbiodiniaceae
Source: the annotation of a GenBank genome assembly